This is a messenger RNA of Trichobilharzia szidati, 758 nucleotides long. The record is from the annotation of a GenBank genome assembly. Lineage: Eukaryota; Metazoa; Platyhelminthes; Trematoda; Strigeidida; Schistosomatidae.
AUUGAUGGCCACGUCUGUGAGGUUCCGUGGUUAGGGUGGGCACACUUAUUAUUUUCACUCUGCAUGUUGGUAGAUGCAGUCCCAUGAGUGAUCAGCAGUCUAUUCCGUUUCCUAACAUGUACAACUUGCCUGUCAGUAGCAGGCCAACUGACGCUCAGCACAUGGCAAUGCCAUAUCUCCCUCAGCCAGGUUCACGUUUAGAAAAUGUAGCUAUGCCGACGGCUCAAGGCCCAUUCUAUCCUAUCCGCAACAUGGAUCAUCGCUACAUCUGCGGAUUACAACCGUUUUUUUGUCCCAUGCCCUUUGAGGUCCAGCAGCAUGAACACAUGAGUAUGGCGGCUCAUACUGAUUACGGACAUUUUCAGCACCAACUUAACUUCAGCCCCCUAGUACCCCAAGUUGCGAAUAUCCCAAAUCAGUCAAAUGCAAUCCAUACUUCAAGUGACAGCAUGUCUAUACCAGUCAGAGAGAGAAGACCACUUGAUGUGAUUGACCCACAGACCAAAUCUGCAGUAAAUCUAGAAGAAGCUUCAAAAUCUCCUUCAGAACCACGGAAAAGAUUACCUUUGUUACCCCAGCUCAUAUUAGAUGAAUCGCCACCGAUUAUGGAAAAAGAAACAGAAAAAUCUUGUGCUGAUUUUAAGGACGAGGGCAUAUCAAGUACCGAAACAGUAUCACAUGAGGAUUGCGAGACGAAGGAUAUCGUCUCAGAAAUAACACGUGUCGAGGUAUCUGAAGGCAACAGACGCACCUCAUAA